Phytomonas sp. Hart1 is the source of this 1662-nucleotide messenger RNA. The record is from the annotation of a GenBank genome assembly. NCBI's taxonomy places the organism in Eukaryota, Euglenozoa, Kinetoplastea, Trypanosomatida, Trypanosomatidae.
AUGUGGCGUUGCCGUUCUUUUCUCCAGAGCCCGGCCCGGCCGCCCUUUCCCCGGCCUUCUGGCACCGGCCCGCUCGGGGGCCUUUUCACCCGGUCUUUGAAGACCCCCGUCGUCCUCCGCCGGGCCGCCGAGGACGCCAAGGCGACGGUGCUCUGGCGGUGGCGCAGCGAUUACCCGCAGAGGCUAAUUCUCAGCCUCCACACUCCCUCAACGAAGGAAAAGAGCCAGUGGCCGAUCUUCGGGCGGCUUUUCCUACGCCCGAUCUCCAUCGCGAGGCUCCUGGCGGUCCUGCAGGGGUGGUCGAGGGACCCGGUCCGGAUCGAUCGGGCCCACGCCACCCUCAGCCUCACCCCCGGGCAGUCGUCCUUUAACCUGCAGGGGACCUUCACGUCGAAGCUCCCCGCAGCGGAGGGGAAGGGCCCGAACGCGGUGUCUACCUACAACGACGGCGACACCCACGCGAUUGAGAUGCGCCUAGAAGGGGAGCAGUUGGUGUUGUUGGCGAGCCACCUGGAAGGGGUGCUGUCGGACUGCUUUCGCAUCGAACACAGCCAUUACGAAACAAGGGCGGGGGGGAAGCCACAGACCACCCGCUAUUACAGCCAACAAUCUCAAAAAACGCGGUGGGAACGCCCGAGGGAGCGCCCGCCCGCGCUGGAUUCGUUUUUUGAUUUCCCCGAAAUGACUCUUCCGAGCACGGAUGAGCCGGUGAAGGCGGCCCCUCCCGUCCUGGAUGCCCGCAAAGAGGAGGCGACGAAGGGGCCUUCCCCCGCCGACAGCCCCCCAACCCCGGGUGACGUGGGGCCGCGCGGGGCCACCAUAACGAAGGACGUAUUUAUCGAUGAUCUCAAGGAAGACGUCGAUGCUAACAACCUUGAAUGGCAGGAAGAAGGGGAGGACCUUGAGUUUGACGUAGACGCUGACUGCAAGGACCUUAAAGGUGAAAAAGGGGGUAAUGCGAAUCCUCCGAAGAUAAGCAACGACGCCCGACCGGCGGCCAAAGCGACGGGGGAUGAAGUUGAAAAGUCCGAGUUGCCGAUUCCCUUAAAGGCGAUUGACGAGUUCGAUCUAGAGGAGAUUGAUCAGACUUCAGGUAAAAUCGAUGCAGAUCCCAAUGUGGUAGUAGAUGACAAGUCCGUUAAUACGAAGAAUGCAACGGGAAAUGCCCCAAAUCCUCAGAGUAAGGUUCUUGAAGACAUUAGUAAGUUUUCCCCCUCCCUUCCGGUGAAGGAUGACAAACCAUCUAACCGCACCGAAAAGGAAUCCCAAAUUGAUAGUACUGAUAUGCAGCGUCAUAGGAUGGCAGACAGGGCUACAGUUGAGAAGCCCAAGGCUGCUUCUGUUGUUUCCACUUCGGAGCUCAGGGCAAACGGUGGGUUGGAUUCGACAACAAAUCAACCCAUAUCGCCUACGGCAGUCGCUAGCCGAGCUCCGAUGGCGGGAUUGGGUGGUGAGGCUCCGACUGGCACCGCCCUGGGCGAUUCAGCUGCCGGCUCCAAUAAUAAGGGGAGUUCUGCUGAAAAAGCGAAAAGCAUCCCAAGCAAAACGCUCUCAAAUGAGAAACUUAAAAGCGAGAGCGCCAAAAAGCGUAAAAGUUUGACUAAAAGCUCGCGGGGAAGAACGACUAAAAAGGACAAAGUAGUCAAUAGAAAGGGUAAAUAA